CGGCCGUUGCAGCUCCCGGGCCGAGCCACCGUCGCCGCCGCGGUCCGGACCCCGGCCCCGCCAUGCUGCCCGCCCGCCCGCCGGAGGCGGCGGCGGCCCCCGCCGUCCCCUACAGCUACCGCAGCCGGCCCCGCGCCCUGCCCGCCCGCCCGAAGCACCGAGAGCUGCUGGCCGCCGCCGAGCCGGAGAAGCAACCUGUUCCUUACGCCAACCUCAUGUAUGACAGGAGAGUGGUGCGCGGCAACACUUACGCCCUUCAAGUCAUACCUGUGAGUACCCAACCCAGUCCCUUUGAGAUUCAAAGGCAGAGGGAAGCAUGGAAAAGAGCACUGGCUAGAAAGCGUGCAAAGGAACAAAUGCAACCAGGAACACCUGAGCCUGUGGAAGGCAGAGAGCACAUUCAUGUGCAGACAGAACUGUAUUUGGAAGAGAUUAGUGACCGGAUAAUAGAAGUUGAUACAGAGUGUCAAACAGAUGCAUUUUUGGACAGACCACCCACUCCAUUCUUCAUACCGGCCAAAACGGGAAAAGAUGUGGCCACGCAAAUAGAAGAAGGAGAGUUGUUUGACUUUGAUGUUGAAGUCAAGCCGAUCCUGGAAGUGUUGGUUGGGAAAACAGUUGAGCAAGCUUUGCUGGAAGUCAUGGAGGAAGAAGAGCUGGCCCAGCUGUGGGCACAUCAGCGUGCCUACGCAGAGCUGCGUAAUGCAGAGCUUGCUGAAGUACAGCGCCUGGAAGAGCAGGACCGGCGAUACAGAGAGGAGAAGGAACGUCGCAGACUCCAACACAUGCAAAUGCUGCAGAAACAGAAAGAGACCGCAGAGAAGAUUGCAGCUCAGGCAUUUGCUCAACGUUACGUGGCUGAUCUCAUUCCCUCGGUCUUCAAUAAUCUUCGUGAGGGUGGAUUUUUUUAUGACCUUAUAGAAAGAGAUAUUGACACAGAAUUCCUUCCAUGGCUGAUGACAGAAGUGGAAGAAACACUAGAGAGGAAGGUUCUGGGGAGGACAGUGCUUGACUCCUUGAUUUGUACAGUGGUUGAAAACCGCUUAGAUGCAUUUAGCCGUAAACCUCUGUCUGAUCAGACAGAGGCACCUGCUGAAGAGCCCAGGCCAACAGAUGCAGCCCCCCAGGAGGCCGGUGAGACAGAUGCUGCUGGCCAACCGGUUGCAGAGGAAGAGGAGACUGACCAACCUGUUGCCGAGGAACAGCCUUCAUGUCACCUCUCCUUCCAGUUAGAAGAAUCGGAUCAAGCAGGAAGGGAGGAUUUGGAAACUGUGUAACAAGCAGGAGACUUAGCAUAACCUAGAGGGCUGCCAUGGAUCAUUCCUGAAAAGAUUCAAAGAAAUGCUGACUUGAAUAUUUGCUUUUGGAAUGUUACAAGAGAAAGGUGAUAACUGGAAUAUUUUUGGUUUUGUUACUCCUGAUUUGUGUUUGAUUGCUAGAAAAUUUACUUGAAGUCUUGAAUUAUUCUAUUUAAAUAGGUUGUAGCAUUAUUAUGUAUUCUUAAAUUAUUAUGAUAAAAUAAUUAACUGUAUGCCCUGCAUUUUUACUUCAUUAGAAUGUAUAGCUACAACUUGAGCAUUGUGUGUUGUGGUAGAGUUUGCUGUAACACGUUAUGUUUUUAUGGGGCCGUACAGCCACAAAGCUUUAUAUUGCACUGGCAGUUUGCCAUUAAUAGCCCUGUGCUUGAAUUCAGCCCCAGAGCUGGGCAGGUUGGCAGGGGAAGGGACCCCUCACAUCCUGUUGGUCAUUGGAGAAGUGGAAAACCACAAGCAACUGUAAGGAGGGGAAGAGGGAUUUGGGGUAAUACUGGUGUAGCUGUCACCUGUUUGGGGUGAUGCAGGCAGACACGUGGGCUGUUGCAGCACAGGCCUUGCUGCUGGCCCGGUGGCUUGGGGGCUGGCAUGCAGGUGGCCAGGGGAACCACUCCAGCUGAGCCCAGGUGCGAGCACUCCAUCCCUCACACCACCUCCCCAAGGGGACCCCUCCUGACGCCCUUCCCCUCCAAGUCCCCUUUCUCUGGCCAGUGUCCUCAGCAGCAGCUGUCCCUGUGUUUUAGUUUGGGCUGAAAUAGAGUUAAUAUUCCUUUUCAG
This is a messenger RNA of Tyto alba (common barn owl), 2090 nucleotides long. It is a transcript of the gene RSPH3, whose product is annotated as radial spoke head 3. Gene Ontology annotation, cellular component: cilium. The coding region runs from base 63 to 1277 and encodes 404 amino acids. The transcript is spliced from 9 exons. The record is from RefSeq and is a predicted model, not a curated record. NCBI's taxonomy places the organism in Eukaryota, Metazoa, Chordata, Aves, Strigiformes, Tytonidae.